AUUUCUCGGUAUCUUGGCGAAGACUCUGCAGAGACGGGUAUUUCUGGGCCGUGGGACGAGAAGACCAUCGAUUACCGAUUCCUGACGCUGUGGGAGGAAGACCGACAAGAAGCUGUUCAAAAACAGAUCGCAACAACAAGGAUCAGCCAUAAUCAACCAUCCAUAUCUCGCACCAUUCCGGCGGAACUUUUUCACCAGUCGACAUCGCAAUUUGGUCAUGUGUUGUUUCCAGCAUCCGCAUCACCAGCUUCACAAAUCCCAUCGAGCACCCUUAAAGUGACGGAAACUAUCUCAAAGAACCUUGGUGCCAUCGCACAGGCUCUGAAAACGUCGGCACCUUUACUUCUCUCUGGAAUGGCAGGUUCCGGCAAAACCAUUCUUGCUCGCACCGCGGCAGAAAAACUGGGCAAGCUUGAUUCGAUGGUGACACUGCAUUUGAAUGAGCAGAGUGAUGCUAAAAUGCUUCUCGGCAUCUACACUACCGGCGAGAGUCCAGGCUCGUUCAUGUGGAAGCCCGGUGUACUCACAACAGCUGUUCAGGAAGGUCGCUGGGUGCUAAUCGAGGAUCUCGACAAGGCGCCAAACGAGGUCCUUGGCACGCUCUUGCCUCUGAUUGAGAAGCGCGAACUGUUUAUCCCACAUCGGAAGGCUAAGAUCUAUGCUGCUCAAGGUUUUCGAAUCAUCGCAACGAUUCGAACGUCGAUUAAUCACAGAGGCGAGGAGACUCAAGCCUCAACGAAUAUGCUUGGUGCACGGCAUUGGACUCGGGUGCCUAUCGCCAUGCCCACAAUGUCUGAACACGCAAUCAUUGCCAGGUCUUUGUUUCCAAUGCUGGAGAGGUUUCUCCCGCAGUUCAUUGCAGCAUACGAACGCAUGGACGCAGACAGACGGCAGUCUUCACAGCAGAGUCAAAGUCGGACUGGGGUACUGCGUCCAAUCAGCCCUCGAGAUCUACUGAAGUGGUGUCAGCGAGUCUCUCUGUUGCUUACGUCGCGAUCUUCCAUCACCAGCACUGAAAUGGACGCUAUCUUCCUGGAGGCAAUCGAUUGUUUUGCUGGUGCUCUGCCCGACGGACCGAUGCGUUCAAGCAUCGCGAGCGCCAUCGCGGAGGAACUCCACAUCGAUCCACAACGGCGCGACUUCCUGCUGCAUUCGCGAGAGGUACCAUACAAGGUUGAUCAAGACAAGAUCACUAUUGGUCGGUACAGUCUUCCACGGUCACGAUCUACGAAAGCAAUAGGCUCGUUCUCCACGAAUCCACACACAACAAGGAUGCUUGAGCGCGUGACAGCAGCAGUCGCCAACAUAGAACCGCUUCUGCUUGUAGGUGAGACUGGUGUUGGCAAAACGACGGCUGUGCAGCACUUGGCGAACCAUCUUGGAAAGAAAUUGGUUCCGUUCAAUUUGUCUCAGCAAAGCGAGGCUGGAGACCUCCUCGGUGGCUUCAAACCAGUCAAUGCCAGAACCUUGAUGGUACCACUCAAGGACAGAUUUGACGAGCUUUUCGCGCAGAGCUUCAGUCUAAGCAAGAACAAGAAAUUCAUCGAUCAACUGAGCUCUCAGAUGGCCAAGGGCAAUUGGCGCGGCGUCUGCAAGUACUGGCGACUGGCUCUGGAAAUGGUUGCCCAACAGAGAACGACAUCGCCACCGAGAGAUGGAGAAGCUCCCGCAAAGAAGCGCAAGACAGCGACGUCGCAGGUGAUUGAUUUUCCUGCGUGGGACGCUUUUGAAGCUGAAAUCACGAGCCUGCAACGCAGACUUGGCGCCGGGACUGAUUCAUUCGCCUUCACAUUCGUGGAAGGCAAUAUCGUCAAAGCAGUCCGCAGUGGAGACUGGGUGCUCUUAGAUGAGAUCAACUUGGCUUCUUCGGACACGCUAGAGUCUAUUGCAGAUUUACUGGAUCCUGAUGCUCCUUCGUUGCUUCUGACCGAGGCCGGCAAUAUUGAACGUAUCAAUGCCCAUCCAGAGUUUCGGGUCUUCGCAGCGAUGAAUCCAGCGACAGACGUAGGCAAGAAAGAUCUGCCACCUGGGGUUCGCUCCCGCUUCACGGAAUUAUAUGUUGAAAGCCCGGACAAAGAUCUCAAUAGCCUUCAAAGCAUAGUGCGUGCAUAUCUGCGCCAAGAAGCUUCAGCGGACGCCGCUAUUGCAUUGGACGUGAGCAAGCUCUACCAAGCCAUUCUCGCUUUGGCAGAUGAAAAUAAACUGGUCGACGGUGCGGGUCAGAAGCCACAUUUCUCGCUGAGGACGCUCACCAGAACAUUGAGCUACGCAAAGCACAUUCAGCAGAUGUGUAAUCUGCGUAGAGCAUUGUACGAGGGGUUCCAGAUGAGCUUUCUAACAUUCCUAGACGUAGAGUCUGCAGCACUUGUGCAGCCUCUCAUUGUCAAGUUCCUCUUUGCAAAGCGGACCAACGUCAAGUCGGAACUCAAGAAAGCGCUACAACCUCCAAAAGACGGUCACGAGUACGUGCGCUGCCAUGACGGUAGCAAGCAUUGGAUACGAAAAGGCGCUACUCAAGUGCAGGAUCAGCUCCACUACAUCAUCACGCCCUUCAUUGAGCGGAACUUGGAGAAUCUCGUUCGGGCGGCCAGCACUCGGCAGUUCCCUGUUUUAAUCCAAGGCCCUACAUCUGCCGGCAAAACAAGCAUGAUCGAGUAUUUGGCGAAGAAGACAGGCCACAAAUUUACUCGUAUCAACAACCAUGAACAUACCGACCUGCAAGAAUAUCUUGGCACAUAUGUAUCCGGCAUCGACGGCCACCUUCGAUUCCAAGAAGGAGUGCUCGUUAAGGCGCUUCGCGAAGGACACUGGAUUGUUCUAGAUGAGCUCAAUCUUGCACCAACGGAUGUCCUCGAAGCCCUGAAUCGACUGUUGGACGACAACAGAGAACUUUUAAUUCCAGAAACACAGGAAGUUGUUCGACCACACACGGAUUUUAUGCUCUUCGCCACUCAGAAUCCAGCUGGUCUCUAUGGCGGCCGCAAGACACUUUCCAGGGCUUUUCGGAAUCGUUUUCUUGAGCUACACUUCGAUGACAUCCCCGUCAACGAAUUGCAGACCAUCCUUGAGAAAAGAACACGACUGCCACCAUCGCGCUGUGAACGCAUCGUCUCUGUGUACAAAAGUCUAUCCAUCUUGCGACAAGAGAGCCGUCUUUUCGAGCAGAAGAGCUUUGCGACUUUACGUGAUCUUUUCCGCUGGGCCCUUAGACCGAAUGACACGAUUGAGCAACUUGCAGUGAAUGGCUACAUGCUUCUCUGCGAGCGCGUACGAAAAUCAGAAGAGCGGUCUGCUUUGAAACAUGUCAUCGAGGAGGCCAUGAGCAGGAAAGGCCCUAAAGUCCGCAUUGAUGAGAAUGAGCUAUAUUCCAAUGAUUGCCCCGAGGUAAUGCACCAUCGGCGCCACGCCUCCACCCACGGCGUGGUGUGGACCAAAGCAAUGCGGAGAUUGUACGUCCUCGUGGCUCGUGCAAUCGCGAACAAUGAGCCGGUCCUCCUUGUCGGCGAGACUGGUUGCGGAAAGACGACAGUCUGCCAGAUGCUCUCAGAUGCGCUGAGGAAGACCAUGUAUACUGUCAACGCACAUCAAAACACCGAGACUGGCGACCUCAUCGGCUCGCAGCGUCCUGUACGAAAUCGCGCGGCCGUUGAGACCGAGCUUCGCGAACGUCUUCUCGACGUUCCACUCGGUGACAGCGACCGCAUUGAAAACCAAAGCACUGAUGAGCUGCUGAAAUCGUAUGACCAUAUGCUGUCCGCAAUGGAUGCCGAGGCGAGGUCGGAGCGCCUUCAAAGCACCAGUCACGUCAAAAUUGUUACUCUACGCACCAGAUUCAAAGCACUGUUUGAAUGGGUAGAUGGUAGUCUAGUCCAGGCUAUGCGUGCUGGUGAGCUUUUCCUGCUUGACGAGAUCUCACUCGCAGACGACUCUGUCCUGGAGCGACUGAACAGUGUACUGGAGCCCUCGAGAAGUAUUUUGCUUGCGGAGAAAGGUGCCCUUGACUCCUCUGUAACUGCGAGCCAUGGAUUUCAAUUCUUUGCGACUAUGAACCCAGGAGGUGACUAUGGUAAGCGAGAGCUUUCGCCUGCGCUCCGGAAUCGAUUCACGGAGAUCUGGGUACCUUCAAUGUCUGACAUGGACGACGUCCUCCAGAUCGUGCAAUCGAAGCUCGUAAGCCCAGCCCAGCCUUAUGCGAGUGCUAUGGUUGCCUUUGCCAGCUGGUUCAAAUCUCGCUUUGACACAUCUGCAAGCUCUUCUGUGUCAAUCCGUGACGCGCUGGCCUGGGUCCAAUUUGUUAAUGCCUUCGCACAGCACGGUCCUGUACCUGCUGUAGUUCAUGGAGCUGCUAUGGUCUACAUCGACACACUUGGUGCCAAUCCUGCUGGUCUCAUGUCAGCAACUUCGCAGAGCCUAGCUUUGGAGCGAGCUGCUUGCAUUCAAGAGCUUGGCCGCCUUAUGGUCGUCGAUGCUACGUCGAUUUACUUGCAAUCUCUGGAGCUAGAUAUCGAUGACAGCACAUUCAGGAUUGGGCCGUUUAACCUCGCUCGGGCGCCUGCGGCCACGAAGUCAAGCAUAUCGUUCACCUUUGAGCCGCCCACAACCAAGAUCAAUGCCCUGAGGGUGCUCAGAGCUUUGCAACUUUCAAAGCCUGUUUUACUCGAAGGUAGUCCUGGGGUUGGAAAGACUGCUCUCGUGACCGCAAUUGCAGACGCGGUAAAUAUGCCACUGACGCGCAUCAAUUUGUCAGACCAGACCGAUCUCUUAGACCUAUUUGGUUCUGAUGCGCCUGUCGAGGGAGCGAAUACUGGGACUUUUGUCUGGCGUGAUGCUCCGUUCCUCCGUGCCAUGAGGAAGGGUGAGUGGGUACUGCUAGAUGAAAUGAACCUUGCCUCGCAGUCAGUACUGGAGGGCCUCAAUGCUUGCUUAGAUCAUCGAGGAGAGGUCUUCAUUCCAGAACUUGGCCAGACCUUCUCGCGACAUCCGAAUUUCCGCCUAUUCGCCGCCCAGAAUCCCCAUCAUCAAGGCGGAGGACGGAAAGGACUUCCUGCGUCGUUCGUCAAUCGCUUCACGGUCGUGUAUGCCGACUCAUUUGCAGCUGAAGAUCUGAUGCUUAUUUGCCGGCGCAAGUUCUCAAGUAUGGGCGAGGCUUACAUUGCAAAAGCUGUGGAGUUCGUCAGUAAGCUCAAUCAUGAAGUUGCCGAGCGACGUGCUUUCGGGACGAGCGGUGGACCUUGGGAAUUCAACCUUCGAGACAUCACCAGGUGGCUCGGGGUGGCCGCAUCCCACACUGGUCUGCUCAGGGCAGGCAGCCCGAAGGACUUCGUGACCAUGUUGGUCUCUCAGCGGUUCCGAUGCGCUUUCGACAGGGACUAUGUUGAAAGUCUUUUCACGUCGACAUUCGAUGGCGAUCAGCAUCUGGCCGAUGCCUUCUGCAACCUUUCCAGAUCGACUAUACAGGUCGGACUCGGGCUAUUGCCGCGGAACCAGAUCAACGCAACAUCCUUCUAUGCCAACAUUCAUCGAGAGGAGCCUGCCUAUAAUCUGCGAGUAGUGGAAACAGUCAUGCUUUGCGUCGAUCAGGCCUGGCCAACCAUUCUCACUGGAUCGCCGGGUGUGGGCAAGACCACAAUCCUGGAAGGACUAGCUGCCGCGGUUGGUGCAAACGUUUUCACGCUUGGUAUGAGUGCCGAGACCGACUCGCUUGACCUCAUCGGAGGCUACGAGCAGUAUGAUCCUCAUCGACAAAUCGCUGCAGCGCUCAAUGAGCUGCGUUCGAAGCUGACCUGGCGCAUCAAGGUCACUCUAGCUAAUGGUUCCGGGACUGAAGCAGCCGCUCUGCGCGAUGCAUUGGUGAACGUUGAAGCCAGCCCAAAAAAUGCUUCGAAGCAUGCGGAACUGAUGAGAAAGCUGUCAGAUGAUGAAAGAGCGGAAAUUGCUCCCUUACUGAAUGUCUUGGCCAGCGUUGACGAGGCCAUAGACAAAGCACGGUUUGAGUGGAUCGACGGUCCGCUGAUCGAAGCGAUGCAACAAGGAAAGUGGAUGAUUCUCGACAAUGCUAACCUUUGCAGUCCUUCUGUGCUCGACCGAUUGAACGGAUUGAUGGAGCCAGACGGUGUGCUUAUCGUCAACGAGCACAGUGCUCCUGAUGGGAGUGCUCGCGUGGUCCGUCCCCAUCCUGCCUUCCGAAUUUUCCUCACCGUGGAUCCUCGACUAGGAGAAUUGUCGCGAGCGAUGCGCAACCGCGCGGUCGAGAUUUACCUUCCAAAAGCAGACGGUUCGACAGCAGUUACGACAGCAGACUUGCAUCCUGAAUCUGCGAUGACUCGGUUCCGAGCGUUUCGAGACGCUGGAUCUGCCGUUGCCGAUGAACAAGCAUUUCUAAUCAAGCAAGAUCAUCUCAGCCUCGCCGACCAGGCGCUUGCGCCACGAUUUUACACCCAGCUUCAGCAUGGUCUCUAUGGCGCAGCUGAGACCAUUUCACUCUACGCAGAAAGCGCAAAUGCACUAGAGGCACCUGCUGACUUUGCUUAUGCACAGGUCAGUAGCCAAUCUUUCCCAGUAAGUAUCAUUGCUGACGGUAAGUUCUCAUUGCAGACGUCACACCCUCUCAACAAUCAGCCUCUUGUGCAAGUUUCCGAGCAAUCUUUCAACAAGGCUUGGUCUCUUGCAGCCCGCCACGAUCUUAGCGUCUCUUUCUCGUUCGUAGCUAGAACAGUUGGCGCUCUCGGAGAUGAUCACAAGCUUUCAGGGCGAUUGACACGAUUCUGGAAAAGUGCUCGUCAACAACUCAAUGGUCGAGGCAAGACGAGCCUCAUUGAGAUUGCUCGACAGCUCAUCAAAGCCAUUCGAAAAGCGAUUGAGAGCUCAAAGCCGGUUCUCGCAGAGAGAAAUCGUAAUAAGAGAGCAUUCGAAAAUCUUCUCGCUUACAUCUGGGUCUUUGCACGCCUUCUUGCCGACGAGACACUAGACCUACCGCUAUUGGCAGCGUCUGCAUUCGUUGGUCGUUCAAUAUGCGCCAAGCAUCAGCAGUACUUGCCUCACGACAGCCUGCUCGCCGAGUUCCAACUGGCACUCGCCAAUCUGGGCGUCGCUACAGAGCCAGAAAGUCGCAAUGUUUUUGUUGCUUUAUGGGGAGCAUUGAUACCCAGUACCGCUAAGUCAUUUGAAGGCUUGCAGGCACUGCUCAAUUUCGAAGCUUUAGUCGAGGAGUUCGAUCAGUUAACAUCCGACUUCCGCUUACCUGUCAGACACAUUAUCGACCUGCGCCUUGCAUUCCAACGAUCACUGAACGUGAGUGCAUCCUCUAUAACAGAUCUAGAUGCACUUGCGGAAAAUGUGAGGCAAGCCAUGCCCAAGCCGGCUCCGUCUGUGGAGGGGGUCGACAAUGCUGUACAGCCGAGCCCACACUUCGCUGCAAGCUUUGAGCUGCUCUGCCAACAUUUUGCAGUGUUGUUAUUGGCGGAUCCAUCGAGACUGCAGCAUGAGGAUGCUGUUGCAAUAGAGGUGCUUGCUGGCAGAAAGACUACAGUUGGACUGAAGUGCUCCAGGAGUCAGCCGGCGGCGUCUUUCAUGGAAACGAUGCGGCUUCUAGGAUUGAACAUCCGCCAUCUACGGGAUCAUGAUGCGUCGAGUGGACUUCGUGACUCAUCAGUCUGCGGCAUAAUCUUGCGCGAGAUCCUGGCAGCCAAGGACGUCAGCUUGAAGAGUCUGGAUCUGCUUGGGGCCGAAUCGCAAAUUAUGAGCCAGACAGUCGCGUCCAAGGCCCAUCUUGUACAUCGAGAGACCUCACAGGAUCUGACCCUUGUUCUUCGUCGCCUUCUGGAAGAAGUCCUGCAGACAGUCGCCAAUGCUGCUGACGCCGGCGAUAUCGCGAGACAUGCAGAGCACCUUCUUCAGCUUCUGCGAGAUCGAGAGUCAGUAUCAAAGGUCAAUGGCACAACCGAAGUCUUGCCUAUCGCGGAUCAGCAUAUGGCGUCCAUUUGCCAUGACUUGACUAAGGCGAGCGACCACGUCCUUUCCAACCCGAGCAGCGAGGGAGCGGCUGCAGCUUGGCUGUACUUUGCCAUUGCCUGCUUGAGGAUUUACGUACCAGAGGAUCCAUUUGAUCCUGUGCAGGAGGCAGAGAUGCACGUGAACGUCCACGAACGCACUAAAGGUUUUCUGCAGUCGCGUUUGAACGCUCUACAGAACUACCGCCAGAAUCGGUGUGGGGAUGCAAAUUCACUUCGUGCUCGCUUGGUGGCAGAAGAACUUGAAGAGCUGGGCGACGGACCACAGAUUGUGCAAGUCUGUCGCCCUGCGCACAGUCAGCUUGUGCAGCUUCAAGGAGAUUUGCAAGCCUUAAGACGUGUGUUGGCACCACUGCUCAAUCAAGCGGGGCCGUUGAGUCCUCAGAUACUCGACGAAAAUGGCUGGAACAACUUGCGUGCCGUCCGCGCAAGGCUUGAAGACCAAUAUCGCGCGUACGCGGACUUGGCAUCUCCCGUGGUUGGGUUCAUUGAUUGUCUCUUUGUGGCUCGGGAUUUGUCUUUCGUGAAGCCCGAAGCUUCAGCACAAGGUACUUUGGCUCGCCUGACCCCAUUCCUGGGUGCGAAAUUGCAGGAUUGGCUAUCUGAUACGCCUUUCGCACAAGCCCAGCAAGUCUGUCGCUCGAAGGAUGAUCAUCUUGCAUGGCUCUCCAUCUUGGGCAUCCGCAAUUUCAUGGUUUCGUCGGCGCAGCCAUCCACAUCCAUCCGAAAAGCGGCAGAAGGCACCUUUGACCUUUUUUAUGAAGCGUGGCAGACAGAACUCAGCCGCGAUCAGAGAGCUGCAGCGGCAAAGUCAAGCCUGUACCAAUACCGGGGAGCAGAUGAGGAUUCCGAAGAGGCGACAGCAGAGCAAUUGAAUGAACUCUUCCCGAGCUAUGAAAUGAGCGGCAUCACUGCGCCAGCCAUUGUCGCCCAAGACCUGGCACCUAGGAUGUCUGAGCUCCACCAUGCUCUGUAUCGCGGCACGAACACUGACCCUGACAGAGUCAUAGACCUUCUUAGCGAAGUCGCCCGCUUACCAUCAUCCUUACGCCUCGUGAACACACCUAGCAUUGCGAACAUGCUACAUAAGCUCUCUACGGAACUCUCGUCGAGUGCGCAACGCAGCAGCAACAUCUAUUCUGAGCCCGACAUUGGUCAAUCUCGUGCUUUGGUGACGCUGCUCAAGCGAGUGCAAGUCCGGUUCGAGUCCAUCCACAGUGUUUGGCCCGAGCAUGCUGUGCCGAUCGAUAUUCUUCGCAUCUGCGAGCAGAUCUAUUCGAUAUCGUAUGCUGAGCCGCUAGCACGCUUCUUCCAACCAGUCGAAAAGCUCCAUGCAGCAGUAAAUGAGUGGCAGAAAGUGGCUAGCUCAGAGUACUCUGCAUUUGGAUUACUUGAGGAGAUCACCAAUCUCUUGAUCAGCUGGCGACAACUUGAGCUUUCCACAUGGGCUGGUCUAUUCCAGAAUGAAGACAUCAACGCAAAGAAGAGCGCUGCUUCGUGGUGGUACAUUGCGUACGAGACAAUCAUUCGCGCGGCCGCAAGUGAAGCCGAUGCAGGAAUGUCUCUCGUGACCUUCGCUCAUCAACUGAUCGAGACACUGGGCGGCUUUCUCAAUAGUUGCGGCUUGGGAGAGUUCAGCUUGCGCCUCUCGAUGCUGCGCGACUUUGAGGCUGAUAUGAAGCACCGAAGUCUCGAAUUCUCCGACCUGAGACCGGUACACCAGGCCUUGAUCAGUCUGAUCUCGUUCUAUUCUCACUUCGAGAGCAGCGUCUCGGAAUGUCUUUCCAAGAAACGCGCAGCUUUGGAGAAACAAGUCAAAGAGGUCAUUCAGCUGGCUAGCUGGAAAGAUCGCAACAUCCUCACGCUUAGCCAGAGUGCUAAAACAUCUCACAAGAAGCUAUUUCGACUUGUGCGCAAAUAUCGGAAUGUUCUCGGCGAGCCUGUCACGUCGCUUUUGCUUGGAGACUUUCCUCAAUCUCCAGCGACAAUCUCCAAAGGCAGCGUUGAGGCUGUGCCGCCUACUACGGCGGUCCAGGAUACGCAACCGCUAGCGAGACAUGAGGCCUGGUCGAGUCAACUUCAAUCGUUGCCGGCCAUUCUCCAGCAGCUUCGUGCCCAGCGUCAGUCUUACGAAAGCUUGUCAACUGCGCCUGCCAAAAUUGAAAAGUUCCUCGAGGAGCUUGAAGAGGAGGGCAGCGAACUCCGCAAGGCUACGCCAAGUACUGCCACCGAGGAGAACAAGACUCUGAUCCAGCAUCUGAAGACGCGAAAGCGCAGACUACUCGCGGAUGUGCUCCGCGAUGUGCGCCUCAUGGGCUUCCAGGCCAAUAUGAGUGAGGAUGUCCUGCUCCAGCAAGCAUCGCUCGCUGCAGUGUUGUCCAGGUCUUUGCCAGUUGCUUCAUUUGGCCAGACUGUCGUCGGUGACAGGGCUGAUCACGAGUUUCAUCGACUGGCUCAUGUCAUGAUUGCAGUUCGCGAAAGUUCUGUCAAACACAACGAGGAUCUGACACCAGCCGAGAUCGCACGCUCCGAGACACUUCUUGAAAGUAUACUUCAGACAACAAUCGAACAACGAGCCACUAUAUCAAAAGAGCUUGCAAAUUUCGCAUCCCUCGAUACCGCUCUGCAACAGCUCUCAGGAUUCUCAUUACGCGAAGGCCUGACUAUCACUGCCGCCAGACAUCCAGGCCAGGAUCUAACAUCAAAGAGCAGUAUUCUGCUUCGUAUGGUCCAGACAUGCGCUGUAUGCGUGCGACGCCAAGGCGAGCUGGCAAAGUCCGAUUUCUCAAAUGUAAUGGCGAGCCUUGAGGUGGCUACCGAAGCGCUCAGCAGCAUUGACACCGACAUUCGAAUGCAAGAAUUACCUCAGCAUAUUGAAGACCAGGCGAUCAGAGUUGCCGGAAUCAGGUUCGGUGAGGUAGUGACAACUCUGGCAGAAGCCAUUGUUGAACACUAUCGGCAACAUCCUGAGCUUGAGCCUGUGCUUGAUCAACUCGCAAAAUGGCUGACUACCGGUAAUUUCGCAGAAGACGCAUUGCCUGAACAAGCUCUGAGCUUCGAUCAGUGGUCAGACAUGCUUUUCAGCGCUGUUAAGCAAGUUCAGCAGAUCGUCACUGCGCAGCCCGGGCCCGGCCUCUUGUCAAAGAAAGCCUGGCUCAUGGAGAAUCAAGCCCAAGUUUACGAUACAAUGCGUGGUUUGAGUGUCCAGGAAGUGUCAGAGAAGAUAUCACGAUUGCUGAGUGGCGUUGCACGCCUGAAAAACCGGUCAUCGCCUGAUCUUACGAAGGCUGCCGAACUCAGCCGCGCCAUCCUACCCGUUUUGCAAGUCUAUGCUCACAAUGUUCAAUUGGUGCUACAGCAGGCGUGCUCUUUGCAUGUCGUCACGUGCAAGAUGGGGUAUCAGCUCUCCAUUUCAUUCAUCCAGCUCGCGCGACAGGGUUUCUGUCAGCCAUCCGAAAAGGCUGAAGACAAUGAGCAGCAACCCGGACAGGUGGAGAGUGGUACUGGACUCGGCGACGGUGAUGGUGGCGAAGACAUCAGUAAAGACAUUGGAGCAGAUGAAGAUCUCUCGGAACUUGCGCAGGACGCUAUCUCGAAAGAUAAGAAUGAGGAGACUCAAGCUGAGAAAGAUGCAGUCGACAUGGCUGACGAAGAUCUUCAAGGAGACUUCGAUGAAGAUGCUGGAUCCGACAGUGAGGAGGAAGGCCAGGAUAAGGAAGAUGUAGACGACGGAGAGCUUGACGAAGAGACCGGACAUGUAGAUACCGACGAUAAUGCUGUGGAUGAGAAGACGUGGGACGACGGCAAGAAGGCUGAAGAAGCAGAGAAAGAGGCAGAGAAAGGCAAAGGAACCAAGAACGAUGAUAUGACGGCAGCAGACAAUGCUGCGGGCGGUGAGGAAAACGAGCAGCAGGAAAUGGAAGACGGCGAGGACAAUGAGGCUCCAGAUGAUGGCAAUGCGGGCGUCGAUCAUCAACAGCCGGAACAGGCCGACCCUCACAUGCAGGAUGAACAAAAUCUCGAUCUUCCGGAGGAUAUGCAGAUGGAUGGCGACCAGAAAGAUAUCAGCGAUAUUGAAGAUGUCGAAGACGAUGAUAUGGAAGCCGUUCAAGAUGGCAAGGACUCAGAUGAGGAAGAAGGAUCUCGAGAUGAGACGAAAGACCUUGACGUUGAGAUGGGCGACGAGGAAGCGGACGAGGAACAACAGACUAAUGGAGAGACUGUUGCAGACGAAGAUCAAGCUGCUGGUGCCGAGGACCCUGAAGAGCAGCAAGAUACUGCCAUGCUUGACGACAAACCGGUUGAGCCAACCGAGCCAACAGAUGCUUUAGUGUCUGCCGACAGUGGCCAAGGUCAUGAAGAAGACUCUGCGAGGCAAGAAGGCGUUGCGUCAUCCACCGAAACGCAAGCGAAUGAGCAGGACGCCGAGCAACCGAGUGAGCAGACUGGCUCAGCAGAAGGCUCGAACAGAACCCAGGCCAACGAGACCUCUGGCCAAGCGGAGCCGGGGAGCGAAGACCAGAAAUCACUUCCAUUCAAGCAGCUUGGUGAUAUUCUGAAGCAGCAUUACAAUCAACACCGUCCCAUUGAGGCUGCCCAAGAGCCGGAAAGCGCAGAUCAGCCUGCUAGCAACGAGUUUGACAUGAACGAUCCACGAUUCGAGCAUCUACCAGAAGACGCCGACACGGAAAUGCAGGCUAUUGGCGCAGCGAAUGUGGAAGAUUCGAAGGCGUUGAACGAAGACAAUGCGAUUGAUGUCAACGACAAAGCACCGGAUACAUUGCCUUUGCCGAAAGAAAACGAGCAGCUGCAACUCGAGUCUGACGUAGAUGGAGAAGGCAACAACUCCGGCGCAACUGGCGAUAAUGUUGAGGCUGGCCUAAAGCGUAACGAGACCGUCAUCGGCAAGACCAACGAUGCGGACAUCGAUAUGGCUGAGGCCCCGGAUGAAGACAGUCCUGACAAUGUCGAAGAGGUUGAUGAGCAACUAAACAACACUCAUCUGUCUCCAGACGCUCCACCUUUGAUGUCAAUAGAAGAUGCACGACGAGCCUGGACGGAACACGAGAACAGGACUCGUAACAUGGCUAUUGUCCUUACGGAACAUUUGCGCCUCAUCCUACAGCCAACGCAAGCUACGAAGAUGCGCGGCGACUUCCGCACUGGCAAGCGCUUGAAUAUCAAGAAGAUAAUCCCAUACAUCGCUUCGUCAUACAAGCGCGACAAGAUCUGGAUGCGACGUUCGAUACCAAGCAAGCGCUCCUAUCAAAUCAUGCUGGCCAUCGACGAUUCACAGUCCAUGAACGAGGAUGAGCGCAAAGGUCUAGCAUUCGACACUCUUGCUCUCGUCGCGAAGAGUAUGUCGAUGUUGGAAGUCGGCGAGAUUGGCAUCGUGGGCUUCGGUCAAAACGUCAACGUCGCACACGACUUCAGCAUGCCGUUCACGACUGACGCUGGAGGUGAAGUAUGUCGACAAUUCAGCUUCUCGCAGACCAAGACGGAUGUCAGAAAGCUCCUGGAGCAGUCUAUCGAGCUCUUUCGCACAGCUAGAGCGCGAGCCACCGGAUCUGCGAGCGAUCUUUGGCAGCUCCAGCUCAUCAUCUCCGACGGGCUGUGCGAGGAUCACAAUGGCAUUCGACAGCUCGUGAGACAAGCUCACGAUGAGCGGAUCAUGGUCGUCUUCAUUGUCGUGGAUAGCGCGGCACCUUCAUCGGGUGCUGCCAAGGCUUCGGAAAAGCAGAGCAUUCUGGAUUUGAAUGAAGCCAAAUUCACGAUUGGUCCUAAUGGCGAGCCUGAUGUGCAGAUGGUAAGGUAUCUGGACACAUUUCCCUUCAGGUACUAUCUCAUUGUGAGAGAUAUCCACGAGUUGCCGAGCGUACUUGCUGGGGCUUUGAGGCAAUGGUUCUCGGAAGUGGUGGAGUCG
Messenger RNA from Pseudocercospora fijiensis CIRAD86, 13932 nucleotides. RefSeq lists its product as uncharacterized. Gene Ontology annotation, biological process: rRNA processing; ribosomal large subunit assembly. Gene Ontology annotation, molecular function: ATP binding; ATP hydrolysis activity. The transcript has 2 exons. NCBI's taxonomy places the organism in Eukaryota, Fungi, Ascomycota, Dothideomycetes, Mycosphaerellales, Mycosphaerellaceae. The record is from RefSeq and is a predicted model, not a curated record. Gene Ontology annotation, cellular component: preribosome, large subunit precursor; nucleus. The annotation marks the transcript as partial.